GAGAACUGUGGGUUAUAGUGCGUAAUGAAUUGUGGGUAGCUCGUUUUUAAGUCCGCUCUUCCUGCCGUGUCGUUUGUUUUGGGUACAGAAACCCAAGUCAAGAUGCCGGAACGAGAUAGUGAACCGUUUUCCAACCCGUUAGCUCCGGAUGGCCAUGAUGUGGACGAUCCUCAUUCUUUCCACCAAUCCAAACUCACCAAUGAAGACUUUAGGAAGCUUCUCAUGACACCUAGAGCUGCACCCACAUCUGCACCACCAUCCAAGUCUCGACAUCAUGAAAUGCCAAGGGAAUACAACGAGGAUGAAGAUCCAGCAGCACGAAGAAGGAAAAAGAAAAGUUACUAUGCCAAACUCCGUCAACAAGAAAUUGAACGUGAAAGGGAGCUAGCAGAAAAGUAUCGGGACCGUGCCAAAGAAAGAAGAGAUGGUGUCAACAAGGAUUAUGAGGAAACAGAAUUGAUCAGUACCACUGCCAACUACAGGGCUGUGGGACCUACUGCUGAAGCUGAUAAAUCUGCUGCAGAGAAGAGGCGACAGUUGAUCCAAGAGUCCAAAUUCUUGGGUGGUGACAUGGAACACACUCAUUUGGUGAAAGGAUUGGAUUUUGCCCUUCUUCAGAAGGUUCGAGCUGAGAUUGCCAGCAAAGAGAAGGAAGAAGAGGAGAUGAUGGAGAAACCUCAGAAGGAAACAAAGAAAGAUGAAGAUCCUGAGAAUAAAAUUGAAUUUAAGACUCGUUUGGGCCGCAAUGUUUACCGUAUGCUCUUCAAGAACAAAGCUUAUGAACGAAAUGAGCUGUUUCUACCAGGCAGAAUGGCCUAUGUGGUGGAUCUGGAUGAUGAGUAUGCAGACACAGACAUCCCUACUACACUUAUCCGAAGCAAAGCUGAUUGUCCUACCAUGGAGGCCCAGACCACACUGACCACAAAUGAUAUCGUCAUCAGCAAGCUGACACAGAUCCUUUCCUAUUUGCGGCAGGGCACCCGGAAUAAGAAACUUAAGAAGAAAGACAAAGGAAAGCUGGAUGAAAAGAAACCUCCGGAGGCUGACAUGAACAUUUUUGAAGAUGUUGGAGAUUAUGUACCAUCAACAACUAAGGUUCCAAGGGAAAAAGAAAGGGAAAGAUACCGUGAACGGGAGCGAGAUCGAGAUCGGGACCGAGAACGGGAAAGAGAAAGAGAACGGGACCGGGAAAGGGAUCGAGAAAGAGAGCGUGAUCGGGAAAGAGAAGAGGAGAAAAAGCGACACAGUUACUUUGAGAAGCCCAAAGUAGAUGACGAGCCCAUUGAUAUUGAUAAAGGUCCUGGAUCUGCCAAGGAGUUGAUAAAGUCCAUCAAUGAAAAGUUUGCUGGUUCUGCUGGUUGGGAAGGUGGCGAAUCACUAAAGAAACCAGAAGAUAAGAAGCAGCUGGGAGAUUUCUUUGGCAUGUCCAACAGUUAUGCAGAGUGUUAUCCAGCCACGAUGGAUGACAUGGCUGUGGACAGUGAUGAGGAGGUGGAUUAUAGCAAAAUGGAUCAGGGUAACAAGAAGGGACCAUUAGGUCGCUGGGACUUUGAUACUCAGGAAGAGUAUAGCGAGUAUAUGAACAACAAAGAGGCUCUGCCUAAAGCUGCUUUCCAGUAUGGCAUCAAGAUGUCAGAAGGUCGGAAAACUAGACGCUUCAAAGAAACAAAUGACAAGGCAGAGCUUGAUCGACAAUGGAAAAAGAUCAGUGCGAUUAUUGAGAAAAGAAAGAAAAUGGAGGCUGAUGGGGUUGAGGUCAAAAGACCAAAAUAUUAGUCUGCGCUCUGAUUCCUGGAAGGAUUACUUACCUGGAUAUUUUUCAAAUUUCUUUCUCUCCCUUUGCACUUUCCUUAGAGAGGCUGAAGUAUUUGUGUGUAUGUAUGUAUGAAAUUGUUGUUUUGACUAUUAAAAUUCAUGUUAACCCUU
This is a messenger RNA of Antechinus flavipes (yellow-footed antechinus), 1926 nucleotides long. It is a transcript of the gene IK, whose product is annotated as IK cytokine. The transcript has 20 exons. Gene Ontology annotation, cellular component: nucleus. NCBI's taxonomy places the organism in Eukaryota, Metazoa, Chordata, Mammalia, Dasyuromorphia, Dasyuridae. The record is from RefSeq and is a predicted model, not a curated record. Bases 103 to 1776 code for a protein of 557 amino acids. Gene Ontology annotation, biological process: mRNA splicing, via spliceosome.